CCCCUCCCCCAACCUCUCUCUCUCUCUCUCUCUCUCUCUCUCUCUCUCUCUCCCCCCCAUAAUCGUUUAUAUUUGCUGAAACAUAUUUCUGCGAGAUUCUUGAUCCUUCUUUCUUCCUGGUUCUUGAUUCUUCGUACUCUGUCUUCUUGAUUCUUGGUUCUUGUGGGAGUGUUGUCGGUUCUUGAUUGCGAUUGGGCGUUUGGGAAUGCAAGCGAGCAGGAGCGCGGGCAACAAUGGGGGAGGAGGGCAGGGUCGUAAUUUGCAGGAAACGAUAUUGGCACCGCUGGUCAAGACAGGAGGAUCUCCUAACAAGUCAUACGCCAUCUUCUCCUUCCUCAUCCUCCUCCUCCUCGGCGCCUUCUUCUCCUCUCGCCUCCUCCUCGACCCCUCCGUUCUUGUAGAAAGAGAAGCCGUAUCAACGACGAAAGCGACGGCGGCUCCUGCUGACGCGUCAUCCCGAAAAGACCCCCGCGAGAACACCGUAAUUACGGAAAAGCCACCGGAGUUCCCACUCACCUGCACUUCACUCUCCGACAACUCAACCUGCCCGAGGGACAACUACCCGACGGCAACUCUCGCCGGAGAUUCUCCUUCCGCCGCCUGUCCGGAGUACUUCCGGUGGAUCCACGAGGAUCUCCGACCAUGGGCAAGGACUGGAAUCACUAGGGACGCGGUGGAGCGCGCCAAAAAGACGGCGAACUUCCGGCUGGUCAUAGUCGGCGGGAGGGUUUACGUGGAGAAGUUCAACGAGGCUUUUCAGACGAGAGAUGUGUUCACGAUCUGGGGAUUCCUCCAGCUUGUCCGGAGAUACCCCGGGAAGAUUCCGGAUCUCGAACUCAUGUUUGACUGCGUUGACUGGCCUGUCAUCAAGGCGGCGGAAUUCGCCGGAGCCGAACCGCCGCCUCUGUUCCGUUACUGCGGAAACGACGAGACGCUGGAUAUCGUGUUCCCCGACUGGUCCUUCUGGGGAUGGGCGGAGGUUAACAUAAAGCCAUGGGAGGGAGUGUUGAGGGAACUGGGAGACGCAAACCGGAAGACGAAAUGGUUAGAAAGGGAACCUUACGCGUACUGGAAAGGCAAUCCAACCGUUGCAGAGACGCGCCAAGAUCUUAUGAAAUGCAACGUCUCCGAAGAGCAUGAUUGGAACGCUCGUUUGUACUCCCAGGACUGGGCGCGGGAGUCGAAGGAAGGCUACAAGCAAUCAGAUUUGGCCAGCCAAUGUGUUCAUAGGUACAAGAUAUACAUAGAGGGCUCGGCCUGGUCGGUUAGCGAGAAGUAUAUAUUGGCUUGUGACUCGGUCACAUUGCUGGUGAAACCCCGUUACUACGAUUUCUUCACUCGAGGUCUGCUUCCUGCUCAGCAUUUCUGGCCCAUCAAGGACGACGACAAGUGUCGGUCCAUCAAGUUCGCCGUCGACUGGGCCAACUCCCACGCCCGAAAGGCAGAGGAGAUGGGGAAGAAGGGGAGCGAGUUCAUCAUGCAACAACUCAAGAUGGAGUAUGUGUACGAUUACAUGUACCAUCUGUUAACCGAAUACUCGAAACUCCUCCGGUUCAAACCCGAGGUCCCUCGGCAGGCGGUCGAGGUUUGCUCCGAGUCUAUGGCUUGCCCGAGGGACGGAAACGAGCGCAAGUUCAUGAGGGAGUCGCUCGUGAAGAGGCCUUCCGAGACAGGGCCAUGCCUGAUGCCUCCGCCGUAUGAUCCGGCGUCGUUUUACUCUCUUAUCAAGAAGAAAGAUACCACUUUUGCCAGGAUCCAUGCAUGGGAGAGGAGGUACUGGCUCAUGCACAAGAAGAACCAAACUGGGAAUUGAUAGCUGUUGCUUUAUAUCUUCAAUUUUGUUAGAUUGAUAUAUAUAUUUAUAUAUAUAUAUAUUAUAACCAAUGUCCCACGAAUAUUUUAUUUUUUAUUUUGGUUAGAAAUUUGAUGUAUUACGUACACAAUUUUCUGUAUGUAUAUGUUAUUUGGUUAUGGGACUGUUGAUGUAACA
Molecule: messenger RNA, 1990 nt
Organism: Tarenaya hassleriana
Lineage: Eukaryota; Viridiplantae; Streptophyta; Magnoliopsida; Brassicales; Cleomaceae
Product: O-glucosyltransferase rumi homolog
Exons: 6
Coding region: 206-1813 (535 amino acids)
Source: RefSeq, a predicted model, not a curated record